AUGAAGAUAGCAUCGUGGAACAUUAGGGGCUUUAAUAAGCCUCUAAAACAAAAUGGGGUUCAUCACCUCAUUAAGCAUGAAUGCAUUGAUAUUAUUGGUGUUCUGAAAACGAAGCUCAAUCAACAAAAGUUAGCUCGGAUUCUGAGGAAUAAAUUUUGUGGAUGGAGUCAUACUGAAAAUUUUCCUUCACAUCCGGCAGGGAGAAUUUUGAUCCUAUGGGACCAAACAAAAGUCAACCUGUGUGUCUUGGAAGCUGCCCCACAGGUUAUACAUUGCGAAGUCACCUGCAAGGUAACUUCUUUUGCUUUUCGUUUGAGUUUUGUAUAUGGUUUCCAUUCUAUUGUUACUCGGAGACCAUUAUGGAGUAACUUGAUUGAUUUUGGAGCAACAUGUUCAAUACCUUGGAUGGUCAUGGGUGAUUUUAACUGUAUACUUUCACCUGAUGAGAAAUGUAAUGGAGCAGAAGUGACUCCAUAUGAAACUAGAGAUUUUGCAGAUUGUUGUUUAACUGCACGUCUUACAGACUUGCGAUCCAUUGGAUGCUACUACACUUGGUCGAAAAACUCUGAAGGCAAUAUCCUUUCAGUUUGGAGUAAGCUCGAUAGAGCUGUGGUAGAUGAACGGUGGCAACAAGCGGGUAUACAUGCCUUGGCAAAUUUCCAACCAUCAGGUUGCCUUUCAGACCACUCGCCAUGUAUUGUAUCGCUUUUCCAACAAGAUGGAGGCAGAGGCAAACACUUCAAAUUCUUUAAUAUGUGGACGGAGCAUUCAGAUUUCCAAAAUGUGGUUACAGAAGAUCUUAAGCAGCUAAAUAACAAGCACUAUGCUCACAUUUCUGCUCGAGCUGAAAAAGCUAAAAAUGAUCUAAAGGCAGCACAAAUGGAGUUACAUGAUCUACCGACGAAUAUUGAGUUGCAAAGUAAGAGAAGCUUCUACUAUCAACAAGCAAAAUCUGUUUAUCUGAGCAAGAGUGAUAAAUGCACGAAAUUUUUCCACUCUUUAGUUAAAAGGAAUGCGAAGCAAAACUUCAUUGCUGCUGUAAUGAAACAAGAUGGGAUGCCCACAAGCUCCUUAGCAGAGGUGGAGGCUGAAUUUCUUGCAUACUAUCAAAACUUGCUUGGGACAAACCAUGCACGUGAUGCCAUUGACGAAACCAUUUUAGGCGAAGGGCCAUUAAUCUCUAGGGAACAGGCAGAUUCCAUUGUUAGAUAUAUCUCUCCACAAGAGAUUAAGGAUGUUUUGUUUAACAUUGGAGACGAUAAAUCCCCAGGCCCUGAUGGAUACACCUCGUGCUUCUUCAAGAAAGCUUGGGGGAUGAUCGAGGGUGACUUUGUUGGUGCUAUCACAGAGUUUUUUGAGACUGGUUCACUCCUCAAGCAGAUUAAUCAUACCGUCAUUGCCCUAAUUCCGAAAACCAGCCAUGCAUCCACUGUUGGGGAUUUCAGGCCUAUUUCAUGCUGCAAUGUGGUCUACAAGACAAUCACGAAAAUCUUGUCCAACAGAUCCAUUAUUGAUAAUGCGCAGGCAGCUUUUGUAAAGGGGAGGAGCAUGGUUGAGAAUGUCCAUCUUGCACAGGAACUAUUGAAGCAAUACAAUCGAAAGAGAGUAUCCCAAGAUGCUUUUCUAAGAUCGAUCUCCGAAAGGCAUAUGACUCCAUACAUUGGGAAUUUCUAA
Messenger RNA from Olea europaea var. sylvestris, 1674 nucleotides. RefSeq lists its product as uncharacterized. Lineage: Eukaryota; Viridiplantae; Streptophyta; Magnoliopsida; Lamiales; Oleaceae. The transcript is spliced from 3 exons. Gene Ontology annotation, molecular function: catalytic activity. The record is from RefSeq and is a predicted model, not a curated record. The coding region runs from base 1 to 1674 and encodes 557 amino acids.